GAAGCCCCGCGCGGGCGCUCCACGCCUCCGCCGCUUUCCCCUCGACCCAACAACCGAUCCCAGAGCCCGGGACUGGGCUACCGCCGGCCGCCGCAGCCCUUCAGGCUUCAGCCCGCGUGCACUCUCUCGCGGUGUCGCCCCUCUGGGACGACCGACGAUUGGGCUACCGCCGCCGCCGUACGCUUGGUGCCGAGGUCUUCGUAGCUCCUCCAUCGCCGGCAACAAGCAAACAACCAGAUAACUCGGCGCCCAAAGUCUUUCUGUUGGAAGAGCUCUUUAUUUAUCGUCAAUGGAAGCGAAGUUUUUCCGUUUCCUGAAGCUCGUUGGGGUCGGCUUCAAAGCAAGGUCAGAGAGCCAAGGCCGUGAGCUGUUCCUGAAACUGGGAUUCAGCCAUGAGGUGCAGUUCACCGCUCCCCCAGCUGUCCGUGUCUUCUGCUUCAAACCCAACAUAAUUUGCUGCACCGGCAUCGAUAAGGACAGGGUGCACCAGUUCGCCGGUGCUGUCCGGAGCUGUAAACCUCCAGAGGUGUACAAGGGGAAGGGGAUCCUGUACAUUGACGAGGUUAUCAAGACUAAGCCCGGAAAGAAGCAAAAGAAGUGACGACUUGAAAACGUUACAACUUUGUCUUUGGCUUUUAACCCCUUGAGACCCAUCCUUCUUCAAAUUUGUAGUGAUCCGGAUCUGGUCUGGUUGUUUUGAGCUAGGCAGAUCACCAUUGUCUCUUAUCCUUACCUCAGUUGCAGGCAACAGGAUGUAUGUGGGACAUGUAAUGAAGUUGUAGGUCCAUGAGUUGGAAAGUUACCAGUUCCUUUUUGUUGAUGUCAGCUGGAACAUCGGAUUGAAUUUCCGAGUGGAAUGUUUCCUUUCAAAAUUGGGUCUUUCAUAGACUGUUGCAAAUUGAGUGUGAACUGUGAACAUGACCUUAGAACUGAGGCCUUGUUCAGUUCCUAAAA
Sorghum bicolor (sorghum) is the source of this 954-nucleotide messenger RNA. RefSeq names its product 60S ribosomal protein L6, mitochondrial. Lineage: Eukaryota; Viridiplantae; Streptophyta; Magnoliopsida; Poales; Poaceae. Gene Ontology annotation, molecular function: structural constituent of ribosome; rRNA binding. The transcript is spliced from 2 exons. The record is from RefSeq and is a predicted model, not a curated record. Gene Ontology annotation, biological process: translation. The coding region runs from base 290 to 601 and encodes 103 amino acids. Gene Ontology annotation, cellular component: ribosome.